AUGCCUCCACAAAGAGCUGCCGAAGCUUGUCCAGUUAGAAGAAAUGCCGAACCACAGGAACAAGGGGUACCUAAUGCACCAGAAGUGCAACCCCAAAUAGAGAUCACCAAUGUUGAGUUUUGUGAGGCCAUCUGGAUGUUGAGACUAGUUGUGACCAACCAAGCUGGGCAACGAAGUGAGAAUCGACAGGAAGUGGCUGACACUUCAAGUAUCCAUGAGUUCUUAAGCAUAACUCCACUGCGCUUCACUGGUUCAAGUGUUACUGAGGAUCUAAAAACAUUGUUGAGAAGCUUCAGAAGGAUGAGUUUAUUCGUUGCUGGGUUGUCUCCCAUGCCAAGCAAGGAAGGCAAGACACCUAUGCUAAUAGGGGAUAUGGACAUAACAAGGCUAAUGAUCCAUGUUCAACAAGUUGAGAAAGACAAGAAACAAAAGGGACCUGCUCCAUUAGCUGCUAGUGAACCUACACCAAAGAAAAAAAAUGAGUACAAUAGUCAUGAUUUCAUAGCUAAACCUGUCUAUUCUCAAGGUAGUAUGGAUGAAAGAGGUAGUAAUCUUCCUGUAUGUGCAAAGUGUGGUAGGAACCACUCAGGGAUGUCUCAUGAUGGCUCCACUGGUUGCUUCAAGUGUAGCCAGAACAGUCAUUUUCUGAGAGAAUGUCCAAAGAACAAGUAG
This is a messenger RNA of Solanum stenotomum, 672 nucleotides long. RefSeq lists its product as uncharacterized. The coding region runs from base 1 to 672 and encodes 223 amino acids. Lineage: Eukaryota; Viridiplantae; Streptophyta; Magnoliopsida; Solanales; Solanaceae. The record is from RefSeq and is a predicted model, not a curated record. Gene Ontology annotation, molecular function: zinc ion binding; nucleic acid binding. The transcript has 3 exons.